UCACUCUCAGAGUUGUUGUCGUCUCUGGAUCGAUGUUUAGAAACCAGGAAGAGGAAGAACGUGGAGGUUCUGUGGAUCGCUGCGACGGUGUGUCGUCAGGUGAACGGCGUGCGUCUGACGAGCUGUAAGAGCGCGAAGGACCGCACGGCGAUGUCGGUGACUCUGGAGCAGUGUGUGUUACUGAGAGACAGACACACACUGAGCCAGCAGCACUUCAGCACCGCACUGGACUACAUGAGGAGGGACGGCUGCAGGAUGGAGAACGUGCAGAAGAACGUGGGCAGCAGGAAGUUCGCCUUCAGCAGCGUUCAGCUCCUCACCUUCCCCAAACUGUACCGACCUCCAGACGGCAGCUUCGGAUGAACACUCGCUUUGUUUUUUUUGUUUUUUUAAUCGUCAGACUUUAAGACCUUUAAUUAUGAACUGUGAAGUGUUUUUAAAUAUUAUUUCAUCGUGUUCCAUAUUCACUGCUGCUGUUUGAUUUACAAAAAUGUUUCUGCAGGAAUAAACGACGACUGGAUUUUA
Messenger RNA from Labrus bergylta (ballan wrasse), 525 nucleotides. The record is from RefSeq and is a predicted model, not a curated record. NCBI's taxonomy places the organism in Eukaryota, Metazoa, Chordata, Actinopteri, Labriformes, Labridae.